UAGAGCCCUCCGCCGCCUCCUGCAUCGCCUCGUCCCACCACUCCCGAGGCCCUCGAGGACGGGCGGUGGCCGCCCAGGGGCGCUCAGCUACACCUUUCUUCCGCCCGCAAGGACUUUCUGGCCGCACCGACCCUUCCUUCAUGCUGCAGUGCUGCAACAUUUCCGCCACCGAGGGGGAAAAGCGGCCACGAUCCCAAACAAAACACAAGAAUUGGCGUGUGACUCAUCUGCUUGGAUACCUCCAGCCCCCAAACUGUCUUCCAGGAGUUUUCUGGGCCGAAGCUGUCCGAUGUUUGAGCCUUUACUUCCCAGGGAAGAAGAUGGACUGAAAGCCGCCAGUUGGGGACUUUUGGGUGAUCAAGGCGCUGCUGGGUUUUCAAGGAGGUGAUGGGGCUUGCGCUGACUUGUCUUCCCACCCAAGUGAAGAGCUGUUGAUGUUCACUGGUUAUGCUUAGACAAUGUACAGUUUGCUUUAAUUUAAAAUUUUGGGGGGGGAUAAGGGGGUCUAGGCUUGUGAAGGGCAACUCGGAUCCGGUGGAACUCCUCUUUGUCCCUGGUAGGAGAGACACCCCCAAGUCUGUCCUCGAUGCCGUCAGCCUUGGCCAUCUUCACUUGCCGCCCGAACUCACACCCGUUUCAGGAGCGUCAUGUCUACCUGGACGAGCCCAUUAAAAUUGGCCGCUCCGUGGCCCGCUGUCGACCAGCGCAGAAUAAUGCUACCUUUGACUGCAAAGUGCUGUCCAGGAACCAUGCUCUCGUCUGGUUUGAUCACAAGACGGGCAAGUUUUAUCUUCAAGACACUAAAAGUAGUAAUGGUACCUUUAUAAAUAGCCAGAGAUUGAGUCGAGGCUCUGAAGAAAGUCCACCAUGUGAAAUUCUUUCCGGUGACAUUAUCCAGUUUGGGGUAGAUGUGACGGAGAACACACGGAAAGUUACCCAUGGGUGUAUUGUUUCCACAAUAAAACUUUUUCUACCCGAUGGAAUGGAAGCCCGGCUCCGCUCAGA
This is a messenger RNA of Odocoileus virginianus texanus, 1005 nucleotides long. The record is from RefSeq and is a predicted model, not a curated record. NCBI's taxonomy places the organism in Eukaryota, Metazoa, Chordata, Mammalia, Artiodactyla, Cervidae.